AUGAAGCUGCUGCUUCUGCUAUCGUUGAUCGUUCUGGUCUCGGGAGACGAGGCUCUCGUUGCCGAGAGAGCAGCCGAGGGUAAUGACGUGUCUCCGCAAGCGAGCACCGUUCUUCAGGCUCAACCGAGCGCCCAGGAAGUCGUAGGGGAAAAGAAACUAGGAAAGAGAAGCUAUGGUUUGCUUCCUGUGGCUUACGUAGACACUUACACUCCCGUAUUGCCGUGGUAUCGAUUUGGCGGAUUAAGUAGCUACGGAUUGUAUGGCGGUUGGUAUCCGAGCUGGCCGUUGUUGUACAACGGUUGGCAUGGUGGUUGGUACAAAGGGUGGUAA
Messenger RNA from Dinoponera quadriceps, 330 nucleotides. RefSeq lists its product as uncharacterized. The record is from RefSeq and is a predicted model, not a curated record. Lineage: Eukaryota; Metazoa; Arthropoda; Insecta; Hymenoptera; Formicidae. The transcript has 3 exons. Bases 1 to 330 code for a protein of 109 amino acids.